GGGCAUUUUCGAAACCGGUUGAAAACUUGCACAUCAUGGCCUGGGUGCCCAAGACGCGGUUCGAGCUCGACCUGGUGAGCAUGGAGCCGGGAUUCAAUGGAGGAUUGGGAGGACACUAGUACGGCGGAGAUGGAGGCGGUGGCCAUGAUGCGGAGCUUUGGCAUGAAGUCUAUGAGUCAGGACCUACUACCCGUUCUUCCACAGAUAAGUGUGCAAGGUCAAAAUCGGCUAUUACCACUAAACAAGGACCCCGAAUUCUGUUCGCCAUGUAAAAUGCGUAGGCCGAAGGAUCCUCCGCCAGCGGACAACUCCAAAGACUCAGCGGAUGAUUCUCUUCACACAGCCGAAAGUAUGAGCAACUGCAUCUUGGUCUACGGAUCUGGAAACUCUUCUAAAGGCGAAACACAAGAAAAAAAUAACAAGGAGCUCAAGGAGGGAAAGGCGGUCCCCUCGUUCAGUUAUAUCAAGGCGAUUCCUGUUCAUAUGGAUAAGGGAAAGGGGAGAAGGAAGAGCCAGCGAUCCUCCCAAAAAUGACGUCGUCAGCAAUACGAGGCCAACCAUAAAAAGGUUUUUUCCAGUUCUGAUAAUUGAGUUCAUAUUGCUCUCUUCAAAUCCUUACUGAAAGACAUUAAUUCUUGCCUACAUCGUUUUUAAUAUAUUUUUAAAUAAAAAGCCACUU
Molecule: messenger RNA, 679 nt
Organism: Drosophila biarmipes
Lineage: Eukaryota; Metazoa; Arthropoda; Insecta; Diptera; Drosophilidae
Exons: 1
Coding region: 97-534 (145 amino acids)
Source: RefSeq, a predicted model, not a curated record